Galdieria sulphuraria is the source of this 716-nucleotide messenger RNA. RefSeq lists its product as uncharacterized. The coding region runs from base 5 to 538 and encodes 177 amino acids. NCBI's taxonomy places the organism in Eukaryota, Rhodophyta, Bangiophyceae, Galdieriales, Galdieriaceae. The record is from RefSeq and is a predicted model, not a curated record. The transcript is spliced from 3 exons.
UGGUAUGGUUUGGUAUAAAUGUUGUAGUGCCAUUUUUGUAUGGCUGUGGGAUAUUUUUCAUCAAGAGAAGCAAGAAACAGAAGAGAAACAAGCUUUGUUAGAUUCUACGUUGGAAACUGAAGCAUAUCCAACCCCAGGAGAAAACUUACAACUUCAUCAAGGGACAGAACUGAUUGCCAAUGAAGAUUUGGAACACGCAAUAAUCGAAUAUGCCAACGAAAAUAUGAUAAAUAUAGGCCUUCGAGAGACUGCCUUAGGGGUACAAAAGAAUGCGAUACGAGCGAGAAUGUACCAACGGACUCUACAAACUGUGAAAACUAAACUUCACGGAUUUACGAAACCAACUCCUUCUUUUCGUAGCUUGGAACCUGGAGAGUUUUUUGAUAGAAGUUCUGUGGUGGAGGAAGAGACCGAUGAUAACAAAUUAUUGACGAAAAAGUAUGGCCAAAUGUUACAAGACGCAUACAACGAAACAGAAAACUUUAAAAAGUUUCCUUCGUGCCUUAUAACACUGUCACAAGAAGAUAAGUCAGUAUAACGAAAUCUACGAAGUGAAGAAGGAAAAUCAGUGUAUGGAAUAUGCGAACAUUAGGGAGAUAAAAUGGCUCUUUUAAGUUUCUGAAAAUUUUCAAACCAUAAUACAUAUGUGUAUAGAAUUUGAGAAGUGUUUUCUUCUUCAAUGAUAAAGGUUACGAUAUGAGUGUAGAGACCUUCGA